Ciona intestinalis (vase tunicate) is the source of this 3021-nucleotide messenger RNA. The record is from RefSeq and is a predicted model, not a curated record. Lineage: Eukaryota; Metazoa; Chordata; Ascidiacea; Phlebobranchia; Cionidae.
UUUAACUUUGGUAUUUUUGCCGUGUGUAUGUAAUAGUUAAAAUCACCCAACUACAUAUCCUUUUUGGAUCAGUUAAUUGAGACAAUAUGAACGAAGCACUGCCGGAUGAUUUUGAUGUGAUUAUAAUAGGAACAGGAUUGCCAGCAGCUGUUGUGUCUGGAGCAUUAUCCCGGGUAGACAAGAAGGUUCUCCAUCUUGAUCGAAAUGAUUACUAUGGUGGAAGUUGGUCUUCUUUUAACAUAAAAUCGGUCGAAACAUUUCUUCAAAAUCCAUAUGAUAGUGCAGAUGGUGAAGAAACAAGCAACAUUGAAGUCUCUGAAGAUGAAGAAUUUGUUCCAAUUUUGCAAAACAAAAAUUUUAUCACAAAAGCAGAAUACAGUUGCUAUUUAAAACGCAGUGAAAAAAAUGAAGAACCCGCCCAGUCAUCUUCACCAUGUGUGGACACCUGUCAAUCAGACGUAGUCGAACAAUCCUGCGCUUCCAAACCAGAUGACAGUCUUAAAUCUGGAGAGACUCCUAUAUCAGAAGAGGUUCAAAAAAGGGAAGAAAGCCCCAAAGUGGAAAACUGUAAUGAUCCAGCAACCCAGGGUGAUGGUGAUUCAGUGGAGAAGGAAAAAGAAUUAACGCAGGAAUUGGACAAAGCUAAAACUAAAGAAAAAGUUGAUGUUUCUGAAGUAGUUAAACCAAGAUUUCCACUAUCUGAAGAUUUCUACAAACAAUGGAGACAUUACAACUUAGAUUUAUCUCCAAAGGUGAUGUUUUCUCGUGGAUUGUUGGUUGAACUUCUUAUUCAAUCGAAUGUGUCGCGAUAUCUUGAAUUUCGAAACGUCACAAGAACUCUCACCUUUCUUGAUGGAAGUAAAGAACUUCAGCGCGUCCCAUGUUCACGUGCCGAUGUUUUCAGCAGCAAGUUUGUGAGUGUGGUCGAGAAAAGGAUACUGAUGAGACUUUUCACGCUUUGUGCCAACUACAAAGAUCAUGAGCAAGAGUACCAAAACUUUAGGGAGAAAACUUUCAUUGAAUUUCUUGCAUCUCGUCGAUUAAGUUUGAAAGCUCAACAUUUUGUUCUUUAUUCGAUUGCCAUGGUUAGUGAGACCACAUCAACACUUGAUGGACUGGCUGCCACACACAAGUUCCUACAUUCACUUGGUCGAUAUGGCAACAGUGCGUUUUUAUGGCCAAGUUAUGGAGUAGGAGAAAUACCCCAAGCAUUUUGCAGGUUCAGUGCUGUAUUUGGGGGAACAUUUUGCCUGCGACGAUAUGCAGUUGGUUUUAUAAAGGACAAGACAACAGGCAGAUGUACUGCCAUAGUGGAUAACACUGGUCAGAAGAUACGAUGUGGAACUUUGAUCCUUGAUGAUUUAAAUCUUCCUCAUGGAGCAAACACAACAUCCACAUCAUCAGUGGAUCGCGCGAUCUAUGUUAUCGACUCAACUGUUUCCAAAUCUGAUGCAGAACAGGUAUCUCUGGUCACCAUCCCCCCAAUGUGCGACAACCCUGCUGUUCGACUUAUUGAAGCGGGACCACUCUGUUGCGUCUGCCCAAAGAAUAAUUAUGUUGUGCAUGGGGCAAUGGAAAGAACUGAUGACGUCACUGAUUCUCCUAAAAAGAGAUUCCAGGCAAUGGAGGAAAUUGUGUUUAGUGGAACUGCAAAUGAUGAAACCAACAUUAAACCAGAAGUUGGUGGAGAAGACAGCCAGUCACGAAAACCAGUUAUUUUAUGGUCGUGUCACUUUACCAUGACCGACACUAACACUGACAACUCCACACUGCCACCUAAUGUUAUAACCCUGCAAGGACCACGAAUGGAUCUUGGGUUCGAUCGAGCAAUGAACGAGGCUCGUGAGGUCUUCCUGAGGAUUUGUCCUGGUGAAGACUUCUUGCCACGCGCUCCUGAUCCGGAGGAGAUUGUUUUUGAUGAAGGAUACAACACAGAGAACAAUGACACCAUCUCUCCUACUCCGGAGGAUGGAGGAGGGGAUUAUGUGGAGGAAGAAGAGGAAGACUUGAAUGAGCCAGCAGCAGAAUCUCAUGAAAUGGCACAAAAUGCACAUGCCGUCCAAGAUGCACUACCUGUACAAGAAGAAGACGGCGCUGACCAUAACGCCCAACAAGCUAAUGAAAAUGAAAUGUAACAUAAAGAAUGCAAACUGCAAUAACGUAACAUGAAAUAAAGAAUGCAAACCGCAAUAACGUAACAUGAAAUGAAGAAUGCAAACUGCAACGUUUAUUUCACUACAUGUCUACACCUUAGUGUCUAUGCAUGGCCAAUGGCGGAAUCUCAGUCACACUAGUGAAUUGCAACCCCACCAAUUAUUCGGUGUACAAACCUUCAAUCAAGUACCCUUCUUGCAACUUUAAUAUUAUCGGCAGUUUUAUUAUAAAACGAAAUCUGUUUUACUUGUUUUAAAUUAAUUUAUUUAUUUAAAAGAAUUCUUCUGUUUUCUUGUACAUGUAGGAAACUGGUGCUUAAAAAUGUAAUCUGCUACAUAGUGGUUUAUCAACCGCUGUUGACUCACAAACCAAUGUCGUGUCCAUAUAGUCAUGAGAAAUUGUUUGCAUGCUGUACAUCGACUAAACAUAAACCCGCAAGCGGCACCUGCCCGCGUCUUACCGAUGCUAUCAAUGUACCGUCGUGAUUUUAUGCCAGACUGCUUCCACCUACGCCAUGCUAAUGGUUCUCCCGCCGCAACGAUGCUCCCUGCAAUAACAAACAACAGGCGGAGUUAAUUUGAAAUAAAUUUGACUUGUAGCGUCACUAUAUACGGGAUCGAAAAUACGAUUCUGCAUGGCGGCCGACUUCCGAGCGCCGUCAUUACAUUCGCUUAUUAUUUUCGAUCGAAGCUCGAGAGCAACCAAUGUCACCAUGAUUAUGCACGCACCUCUAAACGCAUGUGUAUUACCUGUCAUUUUAACGUGCUGUGGCCGACUACAUGUUGUGUCGUUUUUUUCCAUUAUGAUAAUUAUAGUGGUUCUGAUUACGUUCACAGAUUGCAUGAUAUACAAUAUUACUUAUAUACA